UCAAAUAAAGUUUUAUUAUCUUUCAGUCAACACACAGACUCCCAAAAGACUCAAAAAUCAAAUCAAAAUGUUCAAAUUUGUGAUUCUCUCUGUUCUCUUCGCUGUAGCUGUGGCCCGUCCUGGAUACCUCGAAUCAUCUCCUGUGGUCUACUCAUCUCCAAUUGUCUAUGACCAUAGCUAUAGCAAAUAUGGUGGAUCGUAUAUCAAGAGCUUGCCCAGCACCGUGUCGCAUCACAGUUCAAGCAUCAUCCAUGAUUCAGCACAUUUCGUUGAACCAAUUAUUGCUCCAGUUGUGAAGACCUACGCAUCCCACCCCAUCGUCAAAUCUUAUUCUGCUCCUAUUGUCAAGUCGUAUGCUGCUCCCAUCGUCAAGUCUGUCUACAGUCCUUACACCUCAUACGCUGCCUCACCAAUUCAUCACAGCUAUUCAGCUCCAUCAGCUCAUUAUGAAUACCUCGAGUCUACCCCAGAACACUACUCCUUCCAUGAUUCAACUCCAGAUCACUAUUCCUAUGGACACUCCUCACCAUUCUCGUACGCUUCUUCGUGGUAAGGAAAACGAAAUCGCUAACAUAGAAUAGGAAUUUGAUUGAAUUGUUUGUAUAAAGUUAUUGAAAAAAAUAAAUAUCGUUAAUUAGAAAAAUAAUGUAAGCUAC
Messenger RNA from Eupeodes corollae, 656 nucleotides. RefSeq lists its product as uncharacterized. Bases 68 to 553 code for a protein of 161 amino acids. Lineage: Eukaryota; Metazoa; Arthropoda; Insecta; Diptera; Syrphidae. The transcript is spliced from 2 exons. The record is from RefSeq and is a predicted model, not a curated record.